AGUAACUCUUCGCCAUGCUUGACGGUUAGUCUACUUUUGGGCGCCCGGUUUUUUCGACUCGCGCGAUCUUUCCUUGAGUCGUCGUCGUCGCGGUCGUCGCUUUCGUUCAGCAUCGUAGCUUCUGCUGUGGAUGGAUAAUGUGCGUUGUUACUACGAUUUUUGGGGGGAAAACACGAGAAAAAGGUUCGUCGUGCUUUCGGUCGUUUCUUUCUGAGGGCGUUGGGGUAUCUCGAGGAUGAUGAUGUGAUUUAGGGAAAACAAGUGUUUUGAAAUGUUAUUCCAAGUGUCAAGCGAAACAAAUCUUCAUCUUCAGAUUGGAUAGAAAAUUUUGUGAAUAAAUGAAUGUGAAAACCCAGUUGGGAAACGUUUCAGCAUUGGUUUACUUUUUAUUCCUUCAUAGUGGAUGCCGAGUAAAGCAAACGAGAAUUUUUUCGGUGACCUCAGUUGAAGUGAAGCGAGUAAACGGUUAGUUGCAUCGUGAUAUUGGCGUGCUGAUGUGUGCUGAAAGAUAAAAAUAAAAUAUUAUAUGGUAAAUUAAAGUGAUUCUGAAAUGAAAGAUCUAGUUCUACGUGAAUGAAAUUAGAAGAAAUGAACAAGUGUAUACAUCGUUGAUGUUUGGAAGAAUUGAAAUGGUACGUCAAUAUUGGAGAACCCCGAUGAACUACAAAGUAUUAUGGUGAAGGAAAAAAGCAAGUUGGUUGCAAAUGUGAGAUUUUCGAAACGAAAAACCCCCCUUCUUGGCAUCGGAAAAUUGCAGCGCGGAGAAAAAUAGUUAUGCCGGAAGUUAUCUAACCUUGGUAGUUGGUACAGCCGAAGAAGAGAACAACUAUUGAGUGAAAAGACACAGCGGCUGGAAGUUCCCAGCACCUUAAUCCCCGAACUUGGUUGCACUUCCGUUCCAUAGAUUAUUGUAAUGACUUUUGAUGGUGUUGUGUUGACUGAUGCCAAUCAAUCAACAACAACGACUUUUCCAUCUUCAUCGUCGUCGUUAGGUGACAGAAAUGUGUCCCUAACUGGAAAAGAAAUUCUGAGAGGCCAUCAACUUCCGGCUCCAGCACCAGUGAGUUCCACCUUCGGAUUGGCCAGUGCAUCCGGACUUCCCAGGCCAGCCGUUCUCUACUAUCGGCCAAGUGAAGACGAUAACUGUUCAGGUGAUUCUAGAACUACCGCAAAUGGAGGAAAUUUUCAAACCCGGCAACUGCUCGUUCGGCAAGUGAAUUGGAAUUUUUACACUGAUUGCAAAGACGAUUAUCAUCAUCAGACAGGUGAACGUAGGCUAGAGGCGGGAGGAAGCAGUCCGACGCUUCCGUUUCCGUCCCUGCUUCCCCAAACGGAGGAAGCGCUGAAGGUUUUACGAGAGAUCGAUAACAAUAUUGCUGCCGUCGGAGGCUUGGACGAAAAUGGAUUCGGAUCACUGCUGGAUCGAGUUAAUUGUGGCGAGGCUGGUGACAGCAUGUCCUACUAUUUAAGAAAUAGCGCUCGAUCUCUGUUCUUCAACCAGCAGGACCUUACCCCAGCCGAUCAGGACAACGACGACCAAUCCACGGAAACCGAUCCCUUGCACCCAAAAUCAUCGUCCCAGUUCAAUUCCUCGGAACCUCCAUCGGUGCCCACAUCUACCCCACCAUCCUCGGGCCUCCUCACCGAUCCGGGGCCCUCUAGGAUGCUGAAACGUCCUCCCUUUGGUAACGGAUCGACCGCAACUGCACCUUCGUCAUCACUGGCCGCUGGACUAGGGAACAGCAAACCAAUCUCGUCCCAAACGUUGGGCCACGACACCCCUAACGGCAGAUUGUAUCCGGCCCAACCGCCACGGAUCAUCGGAAGCAGUAGUGCCAACUUCGGGUCAGCCGGAAGGUACCCGUCAACGGAUUUGGGAGGAGCAGUGGAACCGCCGCUGAGUAGUUUGAAGAUAAGCUUCAAACCUUCGCCAACGAGUAGUUCGACGGCAACGACCACGCCCACCUCGACGGCACCCGGAAGUGUCACGCAUCAACCCUCGGCGUCGUUGGUGGAUGGCCAAAUGUCCGCGCAUCGGAACGGCGGAACCGGAGCUGGUGGAAUCGGGGCGGGUAGUUAUCAGGGUAAUAGUAACGUGAAGAAUCAUCAUGCCAAUAGUACUAGUGCUAGCAAUAGUGUGAAUCGGGGUGGUGGAACGAAUGCCUAUAGUAAUAAUAGUAAUAGUAGUGUAAACAAUAACAAUGCAAGAAGCCGAACGGUGGCAGGAGGAGGCGGCUUGGCGGGUAAUCAGGUGCUUCCGCCGGGGGCAACAGUCGCCGGAAGUUCCGGGGCGGCCAUGCAGCUGGCAUUGUACGGGUGGCGGAAGAAAUGUCUUUACUCGGUGAUACUGGUGCUGAUGAUCAUGAUCAUCAUCAAUCUGGCGCUAACGCUGUGGAUACUGAAGGUGAUGGAGUUUUCGUCGGACGGAAUGGGUCAGCUGAAGAUUGUGUCCGGUGGAAUCGAACUGACCGGACAGGCCACGAUAAUGGAUGUGCUGCGAGCGUCUUCGAUACGAUCCAAACACGGGCUGCCGAUUUCGAUAGAAUCUUCCCGCAACUUCAGCGUCAACACCCGGGACGCCCAGGGCAUCCUGGAGAACCAGCUGUUCCUAGGCCACGACCGAAUAGAAGUGCUCGCCAAUCACUUCCGGAUCCUGGACACCCACGGGGCAGCCCUCUUCAGCGUCGAUCGGGACGAAGUGGCCAUCGGGGCCAGUUCUCUCCGAGUCGAAGGCGAGGGAGGAGUCAUCUUCAAGGAUUCCAUCCAAACCCCACUGGUGCGGGCCGAAGCCGGCAAGGAUUUGAAGCUGGAAUCUCCCACCCGAUCGCUGGAGGCUCGAGCAACGCAGGAAAUAUUCCUGCAAUCUCGCGCCGGAAGCAUCGAAGCCAACUGCCUAAACGAUCUCAAACUGCAUUCCGUGGCGGGGACGAUCCGCCUGGAUGCGAGCACUAUCAUGCUACCGAACCUGAAAACCGUUCAACCUCAAUCGUCCUCGGGCUCGUCCCAGUCGGGAUCGUCAUCGUCCCGGGAUUAUUCUGGUUCCUCGAGCUCUUCCGGAGGAGCUUCUUCACAUGGCAAUAAAAUCUACCAGCUGUGUGUCUGCUCCAGUGGGAAACUUUUUCUCGCUCCGGCCCACAGUAUAUGUGCGGCCGAUGACAGUGCCAUCUGCAGGUAAUAUUUCUCAGCUCCAACUGUUCCUGGACCUCCGCCCAAGGUUCUGAUGAUCCGAGCUAGUUCCGCAACCUGGAAUAGGACAACUUACCAGGACGAUUACUGCUGCGGCUAUACGAUUAUUACCCAUGUAGACAAAAUCCCCCAGAAAUCGUUCUAGCCUGUUUCCGUCAUCUAGUUAGUCAUGAAAUAAAGCAAAUGAAAAUGAAGUGUACAUACUAAAUCCUGUAGUGCAAUGCCAAUACCGUUAAUAAAAACGUUAGAACAGAAACGACAUCCAAAAUACGGCCUACUGCGUGAGGGCAAACACUUUUGUCGAUUCAAAUGUCAAGAUACUCAUAAAUCUCAUUACUUUAAGUUUGAUCGUUAUCGUUUUCAAAAACUGAGUUGAAUUAUUUAAAUUUUGAAACAAUCCAAUUUUAAUGUGUAGUUGAAUUUUCGAGGCACGAGGCCUAAUUCUGGUAGUCAAGUGACGUUACUCGCUAAAUUUCACCUUAUAGUCUUGAUUCUUGAAUACUGAGAACGUCCCAGCCAAGAAAUUUGAGUUAGAAUGAGCUUUGAGAACCUAUCGAAGCUUAUCUGAACUGGCAUUUCAUGAUUGGAGUGCCUACAGAAGUCAGAUGAAAUUUGAUGAGUCACGUCACGCGACUGAAGAAUAAGGUCAAUGGUAUUUAAUUUUUCAAUUUCUACUGAAAAUUCUCAAGUUCUCGAAGUUUUUUUGCUCUUUAGCUAAUUUUUUGUUCGAGACAUCUAACUGAAACUGAAUAAAACGUCUAGUAAAAAUGGCCUAUACACUUACAUAUUGUUUCUUUAAAUAUUUGUCAAUGUAAAAAAAAUCAAUAAUCUCCUGAUGUAAAAUUCUACUAUUUGUAAGCACAGUCUGUUAUCUGUUAAGUUUGAAAGGAUAAUCUGAAUCUAUUUUUGAGGAAUAAAAAACUGAUCAUACGGUAUUUGUUGUAAGAAAAUUAAAUAUGAAGGAAUUGUUGUUAUCUAAAUUAUCUAUCAGUGGAUGCACUUUGUUUGAAGUAUCAUAAUGGAAAAAUUGGCACAAUGAAACAUCGGAGCUUAAAAACAACGCUGUUAGCUUACAAUUCGGCAAUUGAGCGUAAUGAUCGGAUUUAAUCAAAAGAUGGUUUACCAAUACAUAAGACAUCACAAAUAGUUGAAGAUUAUUCGCUU
Messenger RNA from Uranotaenia lowii, 4350 nucleotides. RefSeq lists its product as uncharacterized. Gene Ontology annotation, cellular component: sarcolemma; sarcoglycan complex. Gene Ontology annotation, biological process: heart contraction; cardiac muscle tissue development. Lineage: Eukaryota; Metazoa; Arthropoda; Insecta; Diptera; Culicidae. The transcript is spliced from 8 exons. The record is from RefSeq and is a predicted model, not a curated record. Bases 914 to 3175 code for a protein of 753 amino acids.